UAUAUAGCAAACCUUACAAAAUCAUUCUCUCACAAAACGCAAAUAAUCUCAAGAAUGGCGAGAGCAUCAUCAACAGAAGAGGAAGCUGUUUCAGCUGAGGAAAUGUUGGCAGCCCAAGCGCAAGUGUACAAUGUGGUGAUGGGGCAUAUAGGAACCAUGUGUCUAAAAUCCGCUAUCGAGCUCAACAUACUUGAAAUCGUCCAUAAUGCACAUGUUCUAUCACACUCGGAUCUCCUCUCGAAACUACCCAACGUCCCACCCUGGAAGUCCCCCUUCGUUCAUCGCAUCAUGCGUCUCCUCGCUCAAAUGGGUUACUUCAAGAUCGGAAACAAAGAUGAAGAGGUACUGUACUCUCUCACUCCUCUUUCUAAGAUGUUCCUGCUCAAAAACAAACCUCUCAGCCUCUCCCCAUACCUUGGCCUGUUAACCCCUCCCUGGACAAACGUAUGGUACUCCCUAAGCGACUGGCUGCAGUCUGAUGGCAAGGGAUGCAUGUUUGAGUUCGAGCAUGGCAAAUCUACGUGGGAUAUUGCGAGUCACAACCCUGAACUCAACUCGGGUUUUAACGAGGCUAUGGCCGCGGAUUCACGUGUAAUUAUGAAGGCAGUGGUUGACCAGUGUAGUGAGGCUUUCAAGGGUUUGCAUACCCUUGUCGACGUUGGUGGGGGCACCGGAACUUCUGCACUUGCCAUUGCACAAGCACACCCAGGCCUGAAGUGCACCGUCUAUGACCUUCCUCAUGUUAUUGCGUCUGUGCCCCCGAACUCGCUCAUUGAUGCUAUCAGUGGGAACAUGUUCGAGAGUAUUCCACAAGCUGACGCCAUAUUUUUAAAGUGGAUAUUGCACGAUUGGACUGAUGAAGAUUGCGUCAAAAUACUUAAGAAAUGCAAGGAUGCCAUACCUAACGGAGGAGGAAAGGUUAUUAUAGUCGAUUUUGUGUUGAAUGAUAAUAAGAAUUCCUCGGAGACAUUCACACAACUAUUAUUUGAUGCUAGUAUGAUGGCUUAUACUGAUGGAAAGGAACGCACUGAAUAUGAGUGGAAGAGAAUAUUUCUUGACGCAGGUUUUACUGACUACAAAAUUACUCCUAUUGGAUUGCGCUCCUUGAUCGAAGUGUUUCCUUAAAUUGUCCCAAACUUUAUCCCGUAUAUUGAAGAUUUUUGUAGUACUACUACCUACUACCUACUAUAUAUCCAUGUCUCUAUGCAUACAAGCAUAUAUGUACUCCCAAAAACUCAUUCUAAAUAAAAA
Asparagus officinalis (garden asparagus) is the source of this 1251-nucleotide messenger RNA. RefSeq names its product trans-resveratrol di-O-methyltransferase-like. Bases 55 to 1125 code for a protein of 356 amino acids. The transcript is spliced from 2 exons. Lineage: Eukaryota; Viridiplantae; Streptophyta; Magnoliopsida; Asparagales; Asparagaceae. The record is from RefSeq and is a predicted model, not a curated record. Gene Ontology annotation, molecular function: S-adenosylmethionine-dependent methyltransferase activity; O-methyltransferase activity; protein dimerization activity. Gene Ontology annotation, biological process: methylation.